GUGUGUGUGUGUGUGUGUGUGUGUGUGUGUGUACACGCUUUCUGGGUUGUGAGAGGGGUGUCUUCCUCUUCGGAUUGAGGAGGGGCCUUCCUUCUUUUUGGGUUGGUGAGGGGUUAUGUCUUCCUGCUGCCCCUCCCCUCUCCUACCUUAAGCAACUGGUAUUUUCAUGCCUCCCCCCUCCAUUUUCCAGAAAGCUAACCCAAAUAUUUUCUGCAUAAGAGGGAAGCUGCCCAGCUUUUCCACUCAGGAAAUUUCCCUCAGAGGCAAGAGAAAGAACUAAUUCAAAUCGCAAAUGCUGGGGAGUCGCAGUGCCCUGUGCCCCAGCCUGGGUUGUGGGGCCGCCCUGGUGCUUGCCUGGUGGCUCUAUUCCUGAGGUACAGGAGUCUGUGCCCUGCUUCAGAUCUUUUAGGAGCCAAGCGUGGAUGCCACAUUAUUUUGUGUGCGUUAGGAUCUGCUGUGCUUUGCUGUGGUCCAGCAGGAUUAGUUAAUGUGGCCCCAAGACCCUGGUCCCCAGCGAUGGGCAUGACAUAACCCCCACUCUCAGGAGCAUCGGGCCUGGCUGAGUCUGCUAAUUCUCGGCUUGGGUGCUGAGAAGACCCCCAGGGACCCACCCGCCCCCGUGGCCCCUUGGGGUGGCCAGGCACUAGUGCCCUGGGGCAGCGGGUGUCCUGGGACACAGCCCACUGAGUUCUCUGAAGGGGUCUGACAGCCGUAGCAGCAUUACCUGCAGGGGAAAUGAUUUUAUGGUGUGGAAGGAGCAAAACACAUUCAUUGCGUUUCUCCUGACCACAUGCAACCAGAAACAGUGCCAGGCAACCCUUGGCAGCCUCAGGGACGAGGCAGGAGCCUCCCUGGACCCCCACAGCAGCCAGGCCUCUGGCCUGGUGGCCUUGGGCUAGAUGCCCCCUCCCUGCAAACUCAGAUGACCACAGCGUCCUCCCACUCCCCCCGGCAGGAAGGGAAUUCGCAAGGGGCCUAGGUCACCUCUCCAGGGGGCUCUUCUGUGAACCAUGCCACCUCACUGCAGUGGACCGACGGUCCAGAUCUGACAAACAUCUUUCCCAAAACACAGGGCCAGCAGCGGAGAGUAAAAAUUGCCGUUGGACCUCCAUGUGCCCCGUAGCUGGUGUUGCUGGGGGUGUGUCGAGGAAGGUGGCUCUUGGAGUUGGUUUCCGUGGGAGGAGCGUGCGGCAUGCGUCGGGGCCCCAGGGUGGCAGCGGGGCUCUCUCCAGUUUGUUUUUCUUAAUUUGUUUGAACAUUUACCAAAUCUUUUUUCCUACCUGUGGGAAGCCACUUGCCCACCUAGAUGAAAGGGGUAGCAGUUUCAACAGAGAGCUCAGUUGAACAACCCAAAUUUACUAAGUGUGGGAAAGGCACAGGAGGGGGUCUUUGUGGUGGGCUGGGGACAGGAGGGAAGCUGUGUGGCACUCAACAUGCCCCAGCGCCUCUCACUGUUGUCGAGCGGGGGUGAGGGGUGACUGCUCUGGGAGACAGUUGAGCUGUGAGUUUCGGGGCCCUGCAGGACAGAACAGCCGGCAAGCACCUGGUCAUUCCUGUACCAGGCCAAGCUGGGAUUCAAACACAGGACUCAGUGGCCUCCAGAGUCCUUGCUCCUGCCUUUUGGGGCUCAAGGAGGGCUCCCAGGGUGCUGGCUGCGUUUGAGACAGGCCCUGAGUGGGGAGAGGUAGAAGGAGCCAGCAGCAGGGAGUGUGGAGGCACUUGGGUGCUGGAGCGGAGGGGACCUGGGAUUGUAGCUGGCCUUUGAGGCUUGGGAGAGGGGACUGUUCAGAUUGGGCCACUCGCAUAAUUUGAAUGCUUUACACAGAUUUUGAAAUCAGACCGACCUGGGUUCGUGCUGCAGUGCUGCCACUUAGUAGCCACACAUUCUCCUCCUGAGGCCUCAGUUUCCUCAUCUGUAGGCGAGAGGCCGGACGUAGUGAGAUAAGGGUGUGGCGCACUCGCAUCCUGUUGACAUCUGAAGCCCACGGAACGUCCGCGGCUGCUGUUAUUUUACUGGGUGGCGGGUGGAGGGCGGAUGGAUGGAGAAGGCAGGGCAAAGGCUGUAAGAGGUGCCUCGGCCCUAAGCUACCUUAGGGAUGAACGUCAGCGCCAUAGCAAGGGGGGGGUGCAGGUUGAAUUCGGUCUUGGAGGCACAUUUGAAGUGGUCCCUGAGUAAGGAGCUAGGAUGCCACCUUGGAUCCACUGGGCUCCUGCCCACCCCUGUAGGCACGGCAUUUACCCAGUGGAUAUUUUGGAAGAUGACCCCGAGAGGCAUCAGGAAGCAGCUCUGGCUUACUACGCCUCACUCAGGGAAGGAGCUCGGACCUCAUCAGAGAUUUUCUCUCUUCCCACUGGGGAGCAGGUUAAACUUGAAGCUUCAUCUGUUUGCUUUUGCACCGUGUACCGCGAUGAACCUCAGCAUAAGAUACUGGUUUUGGUUAACCCCCAGGACACGAAGACAGUCGUGGCUGUUUACACAAAGAAGUGCUGGUGGUUCACGGAAGAUGUGCUGAAAACCUCAGAUCCUGCAAGAGAAGGGCUGAUGAAGGUUCAGUCAUUUGGGGAAAGGAUUGUGCUUUUCAUCCUGAAUGUCAUUAUUUUUGGAAGAUUGGAGAGAAAUUUGGAUGAUGACGACAUGUUUUUUCUACCUCACUCUGCGAAGGAGCAAGCUAAAAUUCUGUGGAGACACGGAGCAGCUGUUGGAUUUUACACGAUCAAAAUGAAAGGCAGCCUAUGUGGCGAUGGCACCGGUGCAUGUUACCUGCUGCCUGUCUUCGAUACCGUGUUUGUCAGGAGGAAACACCGUCGCCAAGGCCUGGGGAUGGCCAUGCUGCAGGACUUCUGUGAGACGUUCCCAGAAGACGAGGCCCUAGGGAUCAGUUGCCCGAUUUCUCCUGCCAUGUACCAAGUCUGUAGGCAGUUCCUGCUGGCCCAUCCAGAGGAGCGAGGGCGCCUGUGGGAGGUGGAGCCCCCGGGGGCCUGGGGCCAGCGCGGCAACAUCUGGCUCAAGGUUCAACUUCUCCAGGCAGGACUUCGAGACUCACACCCAGGACAUUCCAAGGAGGAGGAGGGCGUGAAUGGUCAUGGACAGACUUCUCGGGGUGACAGACCCAGACAGUCUGCUAAUGGAGAAGGCAACAAGGAGAGGACCCGUGGAGAAGAACUGGAAAGCACAAAGAAUGAUGGAGAUUGUGGAGUGAAAGAGGAGGAAGCCAGGCUGCUGGAGAGACCCUGUGGGACUGAGCUGGCAGCGCAGGAAGCCAAGAGGACAGUGGCCGUGGCAGGGCUGGCGGGGGAGCCAUGGCGGAAGCUCCCACGGCCCAGUUCCUGACUCCUCCAGACACCCAUGUGGGCCGGGCUGGGCUCCCGGCACUGGUGUGUGUCCAGGAGCUGGCCUCCUGUCCUUGCUGUGCCUUCCUUGUAAUCUCUGAGGAGACAGUGACCACAUUGGCUCCACCUACCUCAGGCCUGUUAUGUGGGCUCAGGUUCUAGAAUGCCUGAGAAUGUUCUAUGUUAAGCAUGAAAUGCUAUAUAGGAUUGAGGAGUUAUUUUCUCAAGUUACUUCUUGGCAGUUCCAAAAGAUUUCAGAAACUCAUUCAAAGCCUGGUAGAGUUUCUGUUCUCUAGAAAGAAUUGGUGCAACUGUACCGGACCCACAGGAAUGUUUUCCUGAAUAUACCUCUUUCCUUAUACAAGUGUAACAAGCUCAGGGAGGGGCCGUGCCCGUCUGAUCCAGGCUGCAGAAACCCGGUUUAGGUUGGUGCACGCCAGCCCUGGCGUUACUGUGUGAACACAGACACCAAAGAGGUUUCCGGGGAGACACAUUCCUUUUCCAGGGAAGCUUCAGCCCUCAGAAGCCCCCUGAGGGCAGGGGCCGGGGCUGGCUGGUUCCCACCGCAGCCCUUGAGCUCAGAGCUGGCUCCAGCCAUCACCUAAUUCAGAUGGGAAUCCACCGCAUGAGAAUUUGGGCUGAUGGCCCUUCUAGCAUAUUGGUGGCCUCAAACAGAAAGGUGUGUGGUAGGAAAAGUAACUGAAAAUGACAGCCUGGCUCGGAUGUGACAUUGGCUUCCCCCUUCUCAAAUACCCUUGAAGGGCUGCUUGGUGGCAUGUGCUCAGCCGCUCUGGGGAUGCAGAGCGCAGCCGGGGACCCCACCCCAGGCCGCCUGCCCUCCACAAGGGUGAGGCACAAGUCCAGGCUGCUUCGUGGGGCCCCAGAGCCUGCUCCCCGAGAGCUGGGGCGGUGCUUUCUCUGCGUUGGGGCCCAGCCUCGCCGACGUGCAUUAGGAUUUUUCCCAGAGAAAGCUGGUCAGGCCCUCUUGAAGCAGACAGCAUACGUCCCAGCCCCUGGUUUUAGGCAGAUGCAAAUCUGAUCACAUCAGGACAGCCACUUCAAUCCCCUCUAUGGCUUGUCACAGUGGGCACAGCUGACUGCCCUUGUCAUACUCCAGCUGUGGGGUCGGCCCAUGCCUGCCUGGCUGCCCCUUGUAUUCCCAGUGCCAGCAUAGGGCUGUCCCUCAGUAGCUGUGGGGACUGGAGGGUGGGGGUCAUCUCGGGACUGGGGGGGUCACAUCUCCCUUCUAUUCUUUUGUGGCUGGAUUCUGGAGAGGAAUAGGCUUUUACCUUUUUAGGCAUGUAAUAAAGUCAUUCUUGUGGCCUGGGGCCUAGAGUCUCAGGGUGGUGAGUAGACACCAGAAGCCCCAAAUUCUGGGAAUACACCUGCUGUUCCCCUGUGUAGUCAGAGGACACAUGCGGCAGGACCUCUGUUACUUAUUAAUCCAUGCACCCAGCGCUCUGUCCAUCUGUUUAUCCAUACUCCCUCCAUCCAUCUCCCCUCCCUCCCUCUUUCCUUUCUUCCACUCAUCUCCCCAACUAUUUACCUCUCAAUCUAUACAUCUCCUCAGUGAUUCAUAUCUCCAUUCAUCCAUCAUCCAUCCAUUGACCUGCCCUCCCUCCCUUCCUCACCUUUCUUCCUUCCAUUUAUCUCCCCAUC
This is a messenger RNA of Lemur catta (Ring-tailed lemur), 4989 nucleotides long. Its product is annotated as protein FAM169B-like. Bases 2186 to 3331 code for a protein of 381 amino acids. NCBI's taxonomy places the organism in Eukaryota, Metazoa, Chordata, Mammalia, Primates, Lemuridae. The transcript is spliced from 9 exons. The record is from RefSeq and is a predicted model, not a curated record.